AUGAGACGAUUUACGAGGCGCCUAAAAAACCCCUGUCUUCUCCCCUCCCAUGUGCGUGUGUGCAGCAAGCAGCGCAAGAAGAGCCCGCUGUACCGUGUCAUGCUGCACAACGACAACUUCAACCGCCGCGAAUACGUCGUGCAGGUACUCAUGAAGUGCGUGCCGGGCAUGACAGUGGACCAGGCGGUCAACAUCAUGCAGGAGGCGCAUGUGAACGGCAUGGCGUGUGUGCUCAUCUGUGUGCAGCACGAGGCGGAGGAGGUGUGCCUCAACCUGCGCAGCAAUGGACUCGUCAGCUCCAUUGAACCCGCCUCCUCGUCCGGGGCUUAA
Molecule: messenger RNA, 330 nt
Organism: Closterium sp. Naga37s-1
Lineage: Eukaryota; Viridiplantae; Streptophyta; Zygnematophyceae; Desmidiales; Closteriaceae
Source: the annotation of a GenBank genome assembly